Messenger RNA from Rana temporaria (common frog), 1416 nucleotides. RefSeq names its product CD209 antigen-like protein D. The coding region runs from base 65 to 775 and encodes 236 amino acids. The record is from RefSeq and is a predicted model, not a curated record. NCBI's taxonomy places the organism in Eukaryota, Metazoa, Chordata, Amphibia, Anura, Ranidae. The transcript is spliced from 8 exons.
CAGAAAACAGCAAAGAAGAUACUCAUAGCACAGUGCACAGGAUUACAUUUUUUAACCGUGUACAAUGAGGAAACCUGAAGAUUUCGAGGGAAAAUCAGGGAACUCUUGUCUAGGAAAUACGUAUGCAAACAUGAACGAUCUCAAGGCCCAGAUGUCAGGGAAUAAUCCAGAGGCCAAAGCUGUCAAGAAUACACAAGAUCGGUUAACAUUGGUUCUGAUCAUUUUCUUAAUCUUGGUGUUCCUUAUUCUAGUUAUCUUCACAAGUCUUCUGUUUGUUUACUAUGAUAGGAUUGCAAAAGACAUCGCACAUCAGCUAAAUAAUGUAAAAGAAUGCACUUCACAGUUUGAAAACAAACUAGAACAGCAUAAAAAUGAAACAAAACCUUCCUGUGAGAGUGGAUGGCUAGAAUUUGAUGGUCAUUGUUACUUCUUCUCUCAUUUUCAACUGAGUUGGACGAGUGCUCAGAUGAUGUGCCUUAACAGAGGAAGUUAUCUGGUUAUAAUUACAAGCCAAGAGGAGCAGGAAUUCCUGAACCAGCAUAUUAAUAAGAAAACAUAUUGGAUUGGUUUGACAGAUGAGAAGACUGAAGGCACAUUUCAAUGGGUUGAUGGUACUUUGUUAAACUCACCACCAUCAUACCAGUUUUGGAACAAUAAAGAGCCAAAUGACUAUGAAAAAAAGGAAGACUGUGCUGAAUUGUCCAUUGCUGAAAAAUGGAAUGAUUCUCCGUGUGAUAAAAUCCAAUUUGCUAUCUGUGAGAAGAGGCCGAUAUGAGACUGGCUUCACGCAAACAUGAAGAAAUUACAGCCCAACUCAAGACAUUUUUCUUUUAGCUUUUAACAAAGUAGGCAACACCAAGAUCCUCUGCCAGAUCUUCCUGCGUUCCUUUUACUAAGAAUUCUAAUUUGUAACUGUUCUGUCUGAUUUUCCCAACAGGUAAAAAAAUGGACAGAGGUUCUAACUCUUACUUAUUCUAUGCAUAGCUCAACUCCUUUAAUCCUGCCAUCUGUAUGUAGGCAGGUGGUGAAACAGUUAAAUAAUGUUGCUGUGAUGUACUUCCUCCUGCCCAUGUGACUUCCUGUAUGGUCUAGCUGGGGGUUAUGAAGUCUGGAGCCAUCUGAUGGGGUUUGGGAAGUACACAGGAUAGGAUGUAGUCAGUGGAGGAUUGCUGUGUGAUGUACCCCUGAGUAGACAUGUGCAGAACAUAAAAUUUAGUUUAGUUUGGUUUCUGAUAGAUUUGUUAUGUUGCUAAUUUUGUUUUGUUAUAGAAUUUGUUUAGUUUGGUUUUGGAAUUUAUUUCUUUUUCGUUAGAAUUCCUUUGAUUUAUUAAUUGUCUAAUGAAUUCCAACUUUUCAGAACGAUUCAAAUUCGGAUCGGUUAAAAAGGCUGAGCUUCCCCACUGACAGAUGAAUUUA